CGCCGACUUCAACUUUAGCCGCAACGCGCGUACCAGUGCGUGAUCGAGAUGAGCCGCCCGCGUGGGUCGGGCGCGCGCCUUGUAGACCGAUCGAGAUUCAAUCAAAAUGUGAUGAGAUCGAGAUUUUGGUUCUGGGAGGGCAUAUGCAGGCCUGCAUGGUUUUCCCCCUCUUGCCCGCCCGCCUGUACACACCCAACACCGGCAUAUCCUGCCGCAUCGACCAUCGAUCCAGCCACCUCAUCCCCUGUUGCAGCGUUGCAGCAGCCAGGCAACCGACCGACAAGGACGACACUUCCUCCGCUUCUCUUUUCCCUCAUCACCUUCUUCUGGUCCAUUUUCCUCCGUGCACACACUGGCUCACAGUCCCGUAGUCGGCCCACACCGCCCCGAGCAAGAAGAGAAGUGGCCGUCCCCUUGUGAUCCCCUUUCGUUCCUCAGCACGAGUCUCACAGCUUCUGAAGCACAUCCAACCAACGUUCUUUGUCUUCAAAUACUCCCCCUUUCCGACAUGGGCUUUGGCAAGGAAGCUCGCAUCAUCACCUUGUUGGUGAUCGAUGUCGUCUUCUUCCUCGUGGAAAUUAUCGUGGGCUAUUCGGUAGGGUCGUUGGCUCUGGUCGCCGAUUCCUUCCACAUGCUCAACGAUGUGAUGAGUUUGGUUGUCGCCUUGUACGCCCUGAGAGUGAGUAUCUAGGCCCGCUGC
This is a messenger RNA of Ceraceosorus guamensis, 700 nucleotides long. RefSeq lists its product as hypothetical. Bases 49 to 420 code for a protein of 123 amino acids. The transcript is spliced from 2 exons. Lineage: Eukaryota; Fungi; Basidiomycota; Exobasidiomycetes; Ceraceosorales; Ceraceosoraceae. The record is from RefSeq and is a predicted model, not a curated record.